AUGCCACAUCCGUCUUUCACACAUCGGGAAAACAGGUUGUUUUCAGCGACGUGUGAAAGACAGAUGAGCUCUUGAGGUGCCAGCCGAACGCUAGAAGUCUAGAAAAUCACGCCUCACAAAGCCUUCAUUCGAGAAGUAGGAUCUAUCGGCGGACGACAACGGACUCCCUACUCGGGGAACUACUCGGCUGCAUCAAGGUCUCCGAAGGGACACGCGGCUCACGCGGUAAGACAUCUUUUUGAGUAUACUAUCCACUUCUUCUAUCUGAACCUGGAUACAGGCUGGAGAGCGAGAGGAACUCAACUCAUCUACCAUAAUUGACUAGUGAGAUGUCGUAAUCCCAUAUUCCUUGUAUUAUUUUGCACAGUCGGUGACCUCUGCUUACCUCUAACAAGGUCCCAGUAUACCAGAAAUAGACACUUUUCCGGAACUAGUAUUCCAAACUGUCGAAUAGUCCUAAAAUAUUGAUGCUCAGAACCUCUGGGGGAUAAAGGGUUCUCAAACGCGUUUUGCUGUGCUGUCUUGAAAGUCCUAACCGGCUGACGCAGCUUGGACAUAUGCUGCAGCGAUCCAUCUUUAAGCUACUUUUGAGUGCACCCAACUUGGCACAACUCAGCCAUGAAGGUGGGUACCGCCACUUGAACCGUCCAAAGUAUGUAGAUUAUUCGGUCAAAUACAAAACUAAUUGGCGAACGACUUGAUCGUUAACCGAAUAUCAUCUGUGAUCUCGCAAAACCGUCUCAGAUAACACUGUACACAGUUAAUCCUCAGAACUUGUAGACUAUUAACUUUGGGGUAUUUCCAUAAAAUGCCCCCACUCGAGACUUCUGUAAAGCUGGCCAGCUGACUAUUAUUAUUUUUUUUUAAUUCCUCACAGGAUCACCCCGCAGGCCCAGGACCUCGGACACCAAGGAAGUCGAGCGCUUUGUCGGGUUGGGGGUCCAGUUGCUGUCGUCGAUAGUACGCCUGUUUCUCAAAUAA
This is a messenger RNA of Spirometra erinaceieuropaei, 981 nucleotides long. NCBI's taxonomy places the organism in Eukaryota, Metazoa, Platyhelminthes, Cestoda, Diphyllobothriidea, Diphyllobothriidae. The record is from the annotation of a GenBank genome assembly.